Molecule: messenger RNA, 2962 nt
Organism: Ochotona curzoniae (black-lipped pika)
Lineage: Eukaryota; Metazoa; Chordata; Mammalia; Lagomorpha; Ochotonidae
Gene: FAM43A
Product: family with sequence similarity 43 member A
Exons: 1
Coding region: 871-2151 (426 amino acids)
Source: RefSeq, a predicted model, not a curated record
UGUGAGGCGUGCCAGCCGGCUACCGCUCGUGGCACCGGAGAGGGCCGGCUACAAAGGCGAGCCGCCCAACAAGGACAGCAGGGGAGAGAAGGAAUGAGGUAGCAGCGGACCCCUGGAGCCGGCCAUGCGCGCGUCCCGCCCUCGGAGGCCAGCUCUGCUUCGACUAAGCCAGCCCGGACCGUGAUCGGCUGAAGCAGGGAUGCGGUGAGCCCCAGCCGGACUGCUGCGCGGGGCCCCGCCGCCAGACUUGCGCUCCGGGUACACCGCGAACCUAGCCCCGCUGAGGGCACUUGGUGUCCCGCACCCCGUGGGGGUGGGGAGCUCUGGCUCCUGGCACACUCGCGGGAGAGUUUCCGCAGCUUCUGACCGCAGCCUCUGGGGUUGUGUGCUGAUCCGGAGGUGCGCGGAGAGGGUUGGAGGGUCUCUUUUCCCGUUUGCCAAGGAGUGCCCCACACGUCCCGGGCGCUUUGAUUGGGAGCUUCCUCCGUUGAUUUACUCACGCGCAUCUAUCUAGCUUGUUUCUAAGACAUUUUCGGCUCCAUUCGUUGCCGUUUCUCUUUUUGUUGUUUGCCUGAGACGCAGCCCUGGUCCUUGCCCAGGCCGGGUUAAUUUGGUGUGCGCGUGCUCCCCCCCCCGCCUUUAAUUUUGCAGGUUGGAAAUAAUUUUUAAAAAAUAAUCUCCCCCGCUACUCCCGCGGGGUUUCCAAGACCCCUUCCUCCAAUACAACUCACGACUACUGGGGCGCUCCCAGCAGACUUUUAUUUUUUGGUCUUGCGGGGGUGAGCCCGGCCGGGGCUGGUGGCUCAGCGCGGCUCGCUCCCGGCGCUCCACAGCCGCCGCCGCCCAGCUGCGCCGGGGCACCCUCCGGAGAUGCUGCCGUGGAAAAAGCACAAGUUCGAGCUGCUGGCCGAGCCGCCGCCGCGGCAGGCGUCCAAGCCCAAGGGUUACGCUGUGAGUCUGCACUACUCUGCUCUCAGUUCGCUCGCUCGGGCCUGCCCGGAAGGCGCACUCAGCCGGGUGGGCAGCAUGUUCCGCUCCAAGCGCAAGAAGCUGCACAUCACCAGCGAGGACCCGACCUACACCGUGCUCUACCUGGGCAAUGCCACCACCAUCCAGGCACGCGGCGAUGGCUGCACCGACUUAGCCGUGGGCAAGAUCUGGAGCAAGAGUGAGGCGGGCCGUCAGGGCACCAAGAUGAAGCUUACUGUGAGUGCGCAGGGCAUCCGCAUGGUGCACGCUGAGGAGCGCGCGCUGCGCCGCCCGGGCCACCUCUACCUGCUGCACCGCGUUACCUACUGCGUGGCGGACGCUCGGCUUCCCAAGGUCUUCGCCUGGGUGUACCGGCACGAGCUGAAGCACAAGGCGGUCAUGCUGCGCUGCCACGCAGUGCUGGUGUCCAAGCCCGAGAAGGCGCAGGCCAUGGCACUGCUGCUCUACCAGACGUCGGCCAACGCUCUGGCAGAAUUUAAACGCCUCAAACGGCGGGACGAUGCGCGCCACCAGCAGCAGGAGCUGGUGGGCGCUCACACCAUUCCCCUUGUGCCGCUGCGCAAGCUGCUUCUGCACGGACCCUGCUGCUACAAGCCGCCGGUGGAGCGCAGCCGCAGCGCGCCCAAGCUCGGCUCCAUCACCGAGGACUUGCUCGGGGAGCAGCAGGAGCAGGAGCUCCAGGAGGAAGAGGAGGAGGAGCUCGAGGCCUGCCUGGAAGAGGAGGAGGAGGAGGAGGAGAAGGGGGACGCGGAUCACCCAGCAGGGGAAGAGGAGGCCGAGACGCAGGGGGCGCUGGUGGUGGCCAUGCACCUUGAAUGCGGGGACUUGGUGGACACGUUGGAGAACGACCGCGAGGAGGCGCCGGGGGGCGGUGGGGUCUCGCUAGGCCCCGGGGCCGAACCGCCGCCCCUGCUGCUGGGAAGCACGUCCGACAUCAAAACCGAGUUGUCGCAGCUCAUUAGCGACCUGGGCGAGCUCAGCUUCGGCAACGACGUGCGCACGCUGCAAGCCGACUUGCGGGUGACGCGCCUGCUGUCGGGCGAGAGCACUGGCAGUGAGAGCUCCAUUGAGGGUGGGGGCCCGGACGCCGCCUCGGUCACCUCCGCAGACCUGUCCGGCUCCACCGGCAGUGCCAGCCCGGAGCAGCCCCGCUCGGGCUGAGUAACAGCCGCGCCCACAGGGGGCCUCCCGAGUCAUCCCCGUGUCCCACACCCAGGAAAGGGAAAGCCUGGGGGACGCCCGGGUGCCCAGUGAACAGGUGCCCCGGCCGCCACCGCCCCCUCCUCUCCACUCCAUCCCAGCUCCGCGCCACGCCCCACUCCCUGGCUCGGUUUGUGGCGGCUCAGGUUGCGCGAUGGGAUACCAGGUGCCUUGUGAUUGGGGCAAAUCUUGCCGGAGGCCCGGUUGGGGUCCCGUUCAGGGCGUCCGCGUGGCGCGAGGUGCCUGGCCUUGACUUCCUGUUUGCGGCUGGCUGGGCCGGACAAGGAGGGGUAACUUCCUCCUCGACCCCCUGCCCGGAGGUCCCGCGCUCUCCUUCCCGAGUCUACAAAUGAGCCUGUUCACCUCCAUUCUUUUUGGUUGGGCUGUUUACCUCAGACCGAGAACCUUGAAAACCUGCCAAAUUCCUCAAAUAACUGUUUUAUUUGGGGUUGCGGUGAUGGUGGUGAAAGAAAGUUGCAUUUUGUUUACAGUUUAAGACCUCUAAUAUCUUAAAAAAAGCUUUAGUUUAGAAACACACACACCUCCCUCCUGCUCAGAAGAUGUCACUCCGUGCCGUCGUGUAAAAUAUUUGUUGCACUGUUGUGAAGUAUUUUGACAUCUGUUAUUAUUUUUGCUUUGUUCUGUACAUAAUUGUGUUCCCAGAGCUGAUGUCUAUACCUUUUGCUGUGCAAAAGACACACACACAAAUGUAAAAAACGGUUGUGCAAUUGUACAUACAGAAAUGUGUAUAAAACAUUUUGUUAUUUUUCAA